CUAGCAACAUAAAAUGGCGACCUUCUUUCCUUUUGGUGAUGGAUAAGACUUCAUUAUUUUGUUGGAUUAUUCAGUAGUUAGCAUUUUCUUUUAAGAAUAGUACUUUAAGAAUUUUAAAAGUUCUUUCCUUAUCCCGAUUUUGGGUUAAAAAUGGCGGCAAUCGAAACCCAACAAGCGUUUAAUCCAACAAUGACAACAACACAAGCCAUUAUGCCCGAUAAACCGCGGGUUCCUAUUGUAGCUCAUAUUAUCACAGACGAUGACAUUGGCAUAUUGAAGGGAACAAAGCUCCAACCCAUCAACUUAAGCAGAGUUGUAAAGCUUCUCACAGAUCCACACUCAGUACAUUUGGUAGACAGACACAUUAAUGCACUUCAGCGACUGGUGAAACAUUAUCAGAAGGGAUUUCCCAUGAAAGAUUUAGUUCAGGUUUUCAAGAUCCUAAAUGUGUGUUCUGAUCGUGUGGCGGGCCAAGAUGAGGAACCAUUGUUUGAGAAACUUAUCUGUGAUAUUCUGAAAAUCUGUAGCCUGCCAUUUCUGAAGGAGAAAUCUUCAGAUGAAAUUGUUUUUGAGCAGAUUGUCACAGAGUCUGUCUCACAGCUAGGAUAUUUAAUGCGAGUUCCAUCUCGUGACAUAAGGAGACAGAUAUGUGACACCCUUGUUGCAUUUUACAGUGAAAAACCAACCAAUCAAGAUGUCCAGAAGCUCCAAGCCACCAGUCUGUCAUAUAACAAGAGAGUGAUCGAAAACAGUGAUGUCUCAGAAACAUUAGUCAAAUCCUUGGCAUUGCUAGAGAAAGAUGUGGACAUAAAACUGGCCGUACUGAAUGUACUCCAACACUUCUCUAAAGGAUCAGCCAAGAAUUGUGACCAGAUGCUGAGAGCUGAUGCGGCCACUACUGUCUGUUCACACUUGAUGGAUUCUGACCCCACAGGUCAGCUCCUGUUCCGCUCUGUUGAAAUCCUGUGGAAUAUGUUAGAAAAUGGAGACCAGGGGCAACUUGCUGAGCAGCUUAACAAUUUAACCUGCAUCAGUCAGCUACGAGAUGCUUUUGUGUACCAGUUAACGCAGAGUUACAGUCAUUAUGGCAGACAGCUUCGUAAUGAUCUCCUGGUCAUCACAAUGCUUGUGGCAUCGAAAUGUCCGAACGCUCCCUUUGUAGAGACAGGAUUUGCCAAACAGCUGACAUUGUUUGCAACAUUCCAGGAAGUGAAAAGUCACAAUGCAUUGGUGAAGCAUUUAAAGUUGAUGAAGAGCCAUGAAGAUUUUGAGUUAAAGAAGUUGUUGUUUAGUAUCCUUGUGACUCUCAGUAAAGACCCAACAGUAGUCCCUGUGUUAUCAGAGGGACACCUGAUGCUGGCCCUAUUCUCCUUUGUGAGGGCCAAUGAGAACACGUCUGGCCCCCGGGAGUGGACCCCUGCUCAGUUUGAGGAGAUCCAGCUCCAUGCUAUGUCCUGUCUGUGUGCCCUGGUUCCCCUAAUGAUUGAGGAUUACAUGACUUGCCAGGGUAGCACACGUCUGCUGUUGUUACUGGAAUGGUGUGUGGGGGAAGAGGACUUUGGUGGUCAUGGUAACAGUUUCCAUGGCUCUGGUGGCCGUGGCAACAAGAGAGGACAGAUGAGGCAUUGUUUACGUCUGCUCCGCAGUGUGGUGUCUACAGGAGAUGAAGGUGUCUUACAGGAUCUGUCAGACCAGGGUGUCAUCAACCAAAUCAUCACCAUCUUAAAGAAUGCCAUUCGGAGUGAAACAGAGGACGAUGCUGUGGACAUUGAGAUGCAGUCAGACAUGUUGCUGAUUCUCUCCUGCUUGUGUGAGGGAGACAUGCACAGAAAAGAGCUAUUUGGGGUGGAUGGAGUGGAGGUGAUCAUUCAUUACUUGAGGACCAACUCUAAAUUCCUGAACAGCGGCCUGGGUCAUCACCGUCUUCUGUUGUCAGCUGUAGAUUGUGUCUGGUGUGCUGUGGUUGGAUGUUACAUCACAGAAGAUUUCUUUUUGGAGAAAGAAGGUGUAUUCUUACUCAUUGAUCUCCUGGAGGUCUGUCCAAAAAAUACACACAACCUGAUUCUGGGAUGUCUGUUAGAUCUGUGUGAGAAUCCAAAGACAAUUCACCACAUUCACACAUGGAGGGGCAAGGACAACUGCUCAGCGGCCCACCUGUUCUGUGAAAUUUACAGGAAUGAGGAGAAAGACAUGGGUGUAAAGAGAGAUAAGGACGGGGCUAUUGCUGACAUCACAAAGCCACUAAUGGGGGCCCUGCAGGAGUAUCAGGGUGUAGUACCCCUUCCCGCCAGUAAUCCCAGUCAGUCUAUCGUAGAUGUGUCAGAAAAUAUGAGGGCUAAACUGUACUCACUGUUCUGUAAGAUCGGAUGGUCUGAUUUGUCUGGUCUUACAGUAGAUGAUCAUGUUACACUGGUUGUUUUAGAAAAAUACUUGGAUUUCAAGAUGGGUGAGGUAUGGACCGAGAUCAUUCAGGAACUGCAUGCUGAGAACGUGAGGCCUGUGACUCCAGACAUGGAAGCCAUUGAAGCUAUUUCCCGAGGAAUUGAAGAGCGGGCUAAAAUCGUGGCAGGAACUCAGUACGAACUCCUAGAGGCCCAACAAAAUCAAGACGCUCUAGAUGAGCAAGAAUUCUAUGCCGAGAUUCGUGAAAAUCACAGGCAGAAGGAAAAAGCUCUGAACGAUUUCACUGAUUUUGUUGCUAGAACUUCAAAUUACCAACUACUUAAGGCUGCUAAAAAGAGACAGAACCUGUCCAUUGAGGCUUCACUUAUGGGCAACAGAUACAGGGAAAAGGACAACUUCCAUGAUUCAGAGUUAAAGAACACCAACACUACAACAUUCUGUUUUAACCUUGUGUCAGUAGAGAGCACACCACUGUCUUUAACUGGUGGACCACUGUCAAAGUAUGACACAAAGUUAGGAACCACCCAACCAAGGAAAAUCCUGAAGCAAAAAUUGACCACCAUGAGCUCAAAAUAGGUGCUGGUUUGUAAAAAGGAAGAGACAUUUAGUGACAGGCAGAAAACUAUGGACAUUAGUAAAGAAUUCUGCUGUGAUAUUUUUUGGAAAAAUUGUAAUAUAUAUGUUUUUUUCUUCUUGUACUGAAUAAAUGUAUUUUGACCAAAA
Saccostrea echinata is the source of this 3126-nucleotide messenger RNA. Its product is annotated as cilia- and flagella-associated protein 69-like. The record is from RefSeq and is a predicted model, not a curated record. Lineage: Eukaryota; Metazoa; Mollusca; Bivalvia; Ostreida; Ostreidae. The coding region runs from base 151 to 2979 and encodes 942 amino acids. The transcript has 23 exons. Gene Ontology annotation, biological process: positive regulation of flagellated sperm motility. Gene Ontology annotation, cellular component: non-motile cilium; sperm midpiece.